CUGCCACUCAAAAUAAUCUGAAUCCAAAACAAUGGAGGAGACGACAUGGGAACAGAGACUACAAGCGGUGACACACAUACUCACAAACCCAACAACAAAACCAUCACUUCACUCCCAGUUCUUAAUCGGAUCCCUAGUCCCAAACUACACCUCGUGGGAUUACCCUCCGAUCUAUUCGCAGAAGCAUCUCCGUCAAUGGUGGGUUUCUCAAAUCCUCAAAAGGGUAUCGAGAUUCGGGCUUCCGGAUACCUCGUGGAGGUCGAAUUGCCCGUAUUACCAGCCGGCGGCGGCGGUGAUGGCGAUGGGAGUGGAUGAAGGGAAAUGGGGGAAAGAGGAGAGGAGAGAGUAUGCGAGGAAGAGGCUGAGGAGGAAGAGAUUGGUGAACGAAGUGAAUCCUUAUAUUCCUCUUUUGGUUCCUAAUUUGCUUCUCUUUACUCUCUUGUUAUGGGAUCCUCUUCCUGAGUAAAUUUGAAUCUGUUAAAGACGCAUUUUUCUUUCCUGAUUGUAAAACUAUUAACUCUGUUCCUGUUUUUGUAUUAAAGAAGAAGACGAAACAUAAAAAAAAAACCGGUAAUUUGUUUGGUUUGAUUUGGU
Messenger RNA from Capsella rubella, 594 nucleotides. RefSeq lists its product as uncharacterized. The record is from RefSeq and is a predicted model, not a curated record. The coding region runs from base 32 to 466 and encodes 144 amino acids. The transcript has a single exon. NCBI's taxonomy places the organism in Eukaryota, Viridiplantae, Streptophyta, Magnoliopsida, Brassicales, Brassicaceae.